Messenger RNA from Aedes albopictus (Asian tiger mosquito), 843 nucleotides. RefSeq lists its product as uncharacterized. NCBI's taxonomy places the organism in Eukaryota, Metazoa, Arthropoda, Insecta, Diptera, Culicidae. Gene Ontology annotation, molecular function: N-acetyltransferase activity. The coding region runs from base 104 to 817 and encodes 237 amino acids. The transcript has 2 exons. The record is from RefSeq and is a predicted model, not a curated record.
AUCGCUGCUAUUACCAUUAAAUAAAUAGACCGCUCGCGCUCGUUAGUUCCACUCCAACCACAACGCAUUGAACAUCUCAAUCGACUCGAGCCACCGACUGAGGAUGGGCACCUGGAAGCGACCGGAUCACAUCUCCUUCCCCCAAACGUGGCACACAUUCAAAGCCAAAGAUCCCACCAGCAGCCGCUUGGCCAACUAUCGCGUACAAGAUCUCCCACCGGAACGAGUCGACGAUGCCAUCCAGCAUAUGUGCACCCAUUUCCUGAGAGAUGAGCCCAUAUGUCGGAGCCUUGGGUUGACCGACGACCCCGUUGGGGUACGUGAAAUGGCAACCGUCUGGCGAAAGGUGGCCCAGCAGCAGUGUGUCGUUGCUUGUUUCCGCGAGGAAAGCGACGAAAUCGUGGGACUGAAUAUGCUGACGGUUGUAACGCGAGAUGACCCAGCGGACAGUUCAAAGUUUGAGAGUGCCGCGGUGAGAGAUUUUGUCAAUUCGACGCUCUACAUGACCAAACAGGCGGAUUUAUUCGAAACGCAUCAGGUGGAUUGUUUUCUGUCGGCAUGGGGCCUGUCGGUUCAUCCCGCCUACCGAGGGUUGGGAAUUGCGACUGAGAUACUUCGAGCACGAAUACCCUUUUGUCGGGCACUGGGGCUGACUCUCAGUGCAACGGUAUUUUCCCAUCCGGGAUCACAGGUGCCCGCGGCAAAGGUGGGAUUCGAGGAUGCAGUGGUGGAGCGAUUCGUGGAUUUGGCCGCCAAGGGAUAUCGUCUGUCGGUGCCGGUGGAAUUCAAUAAACUAAUGACGCUCAAAGUUAAAUAAAAGGAGGUAACGGUGGUAAAAAAAUA